Molecule: messenger RNA, 5600 nt
Organism: Haliotis rubra (blacklip abalone)
Lineage: Eukaryota; Metazoa; Mollusca; Gastropoda; Lepetellida; Haliotidae
Product: protein FAM135A-like
Exons: 22
Coding region: 220-4176 (1318 amino acids)
Source: RefSeq, a predicted model, not a curated record
AAAUUACCGGAUUUUCCCGCUAAUACCCGAGAGAACGGGCACCUGCUGAAGAAGGGGGGAUAACUCUUUCAAACGCAUGCGCAAGUUGAGUUCCUGCUGAUUGUUGAUCGCUGUCAUCGUUGACUCAAAGCUGAAGAUUUUCAGUUAUAACAACAAAUGAAGACUAUUCGGGAUAUUCGGUUUUAGGGGAGCCAGUCACGAACUGUUCUGCCAGAUGCCAUGUGUGAACUGCAGGCCACCUUGGAGUUCUCGGUGGAGCUCAACAAGUUCUACAAUGUAGACCUCUUCCAAGAGGGUGACUAUUAUCAAGUACGAUGUGCACUGAAGACUCCACCCAAAGCCCCUGCCAAGACAGAAGUGAGCAUCGCCAAGUCCCCUGCCAGUCAGGGAGGUAACCAGAGCCUAUCAGCUACCAUUAUCAAUGAUGUUGCGGUCAGCAAAACGUUCCAGAUAUUGUACCGCAACGAGGACCUGCCUGUCAAUGAUGUGUUCUUGUACCGGAUACACACUUUAGUUGACAGUACCAAGCUGCUGGACAGUUUGGAGAGGUUAGACCUGCAGUUGGCUGUGGAGCUAUGGUUCGGAGACGAGGAGAAUGGGUCAGUGCUACAGGACAAGAUGGAGUGUGUGAGUGUCCGCACCCUGCAGCUGCACUUCCAGCCCACCAAGGGGGUGCACCACCAUGUCCCCAUCUUGUUUGACUACUUCCAUCUCUCCACCAUCGAGGUCAGCAUACAUGGAACCCUCAUCGCCAUUCAUCAGCCAUAUCUCAACAUGCCUCGCCCCCCGAAGACAGCCUGGGCCAACAAGUGUGCUGACCAGUCUACCCUGGAGGCAGUGUACUUCGGUCAGCGACCUCCCACAGGGGCGCCGUCCCCGAACGUUACAAGGAAGCAACAGGCCCAUCUCACCCAUAAACUCAUCUGCAACAUCCUCCUAUCCUCGUAUGAGAGUCUGCAGUCUCACCUCAUGAUGUACCUCAACAAAAUGCCAGCUUCAACCAACUUCAAACUUGAACCAAAAGACUGUCAUGCGAGAUUAGAAAAAGUCCUCAUCAAUAUAUUGCAUCUGGACGAUGAGGAUGACAUGCUACAGACAGUGAUCACUGACAUCACCCAGCUGUGUGCCGAGAACGUUAUCCUGUGGAACCAAUUCCUUGAGGUGGUCACCCUCAGGCCCAAGAUCCAGGAAUACCUCGCCCAGGAGCAUCAUACAGCACGGGUUAGUAGGGGGAAGGGCAUCACAUCAGACAGGACCAGAAGGGGAGGAGCAUCACACAGAGGGGUAAAUAGGGGAGGAGCAUCACACAGAGAGGGGGGAGGAAACACAAGUCAGGACAACGUGGAGGAGGAGCACUGCACAGGACAUGACCCCAGGACAAGUAGGGAGGAACAUCACACAGUGUGGAAGACCACACAGGACCCCAGCAACAACGUGAGGAUGAGAAAGGGAGGAGCCAUCAACUUUGACAAUAACGUGGAGGAAAAAGCAACAACGGAGCAACAACGGGAGGUGGGUUAUGGUCUGUAUGUUCCCUCCUAUUGCUGCAGCAUCCACGGCCACGCUGACCUGGCCAGCCUAGUGAAGAACUCAGUGUAUUUCCAAAGCAUUCCAUCCCUGCCUGUGGAGUGUGCAGACCUGGACGGAGACUUCACCUCCCUGCCCAUCAUCUUCGAGGACAUCUACCACGACCAGUGGCAGAACUCAUAUGAACUGGCUAAGAGGAAGAGUACCAUUAUCCGUCAGAAAACUGAGGAGGAGAAGGAGAAAGAAAAAGUCACCAAGUCUGAUUCAAGUUCCACCGUCAACUCGCAGACCAGUGAUCAAGGCACCUCCCCCAAUAAAGCGUGGGUAAAGUCACGCAAAAAGUUCAUCAAAAACAUCAAACCUGAAGCUUUUCGACGACCUUCAUCGUACUCGUGCAGCGAUGCAGAGCUGAGUGUACACAGUGAUGCCAAGGGCGCUGUGGCAACUCCAAAUAAAGACGCUCAAGGUGUAACACUGGUUGGGUAUCGGAAGAAAGAACCAUUUGAGUUGGACUCGGUUGGCGUUCAACUGGGUACACUCAGUCCAGCAACUGGGUUGUCCCAGCCGAAUCUAGCAAGUCCUUCAACCUACUCCUUCAAUUCUGUGUCCAUGCCUUCUUUGUUUGUGAGAUCCUGUUGGAGCAGGACCAGUGUUAACUCGCUACCUGACUUGACUGAUUUAUCAAAACAUAGGGGCGACACUCUUGAAACACUUCAACACAAUUUAUCACUGAAGAACGGAAAUGCACCUGCUUCAAGCCGUGCUCGCUCGGCACACAGGUCUCACACUGCUCCCAUUCCACAUCAAUCCGGCCAGAACUUACCUAAACAGGAUGAUUUCACCUCUGCUAGUGAUAGUGCUAAUUGUUCGAAGUCAGCUGAGACACAGGGGUCAAAAGAUCACUCGUGUAAUUCUACAGGUACCUCAACGAAGUCAGUUCGACAAACUUUAGAUUUUGAUAAAACAUGUUAUGACAGUUUAGCGAAAGGAAUAAGUCAGGCUUUAGGAGAGAGUGAAGACAAAGUUCCAGUAGAUUCUGAUAGUGAGGACAAACCAGACAGUGAUGCUCAUGUUGCUAAUGGGUACGAUGAAUUCAUGGAAUCACAUUCUGGUGCCACACGAGAGGGUGAAGUGUCAAAGACAAAACCAGUCUCUGUAGCCUCGAGUGUACAAGAGUCUGCUCUUGGCACCAGUGGGGUGGAUAGUGCCUUAGGAAGUGAAAUCUCACUACAAGAUGGAGCCACUGUGGCCGAGACUGUGUCAACUGUGUCAAAAGACAGUGGUUUAAACAUGAAAAGUGACGUCACAUCCGUCAUCGUUGUAGACAACACGGAUACUGCUUCAGUUGUAUCUGAAAACUGCAGUAGUAGUAAAAUAUCAAUUCUUGAACUUCUUAAAGAAGAGUAUGCAAAAUCCAAUCCUGGUGAGAAAAUACAUUUAUCAGACGAGCAUUUAGAUAUAAGUACCUCUAUUAAGUCUAAUCUUGGCUGUCAUCGGGCAUCGAGCGACACGGACAUUAUCCGGAACAUUGAAGAGGAGAAGUGGAAGGAGGACAUUGGAGGUGUUGUGAUGAGGCGCAGUGACGGCAUGCCACAGCCUCGUGGACGAGUACUCUCAUCAUCAUCAUCAUAUCCCGAGUUGAGCAGGUAUGGCGAACCAGAGAAACCCAAACUGGUGUCCGCGAUUGGCCACAACACCGUAAAUUUUGUCACGUUGAGGGAGCGGAUGAAAUUGGAGAUGAAAUACCAGGGUCACCUGUACAGCGAGGCCUCCCAGCUGGCUUCCAGCAUGCCAUACUUUCAGGUCCCAGACGUCCUGGAUGACGGCGGCCAGGAUGGCAUCCACCUCAUUGUGUGUGUCCACGGCCUGGAUGGUAACAGUGCUGACCUGCGACUGGUACGGACGUACAUCGAGAUGGCGUUGCCAGGUUACAAGCUGGAGUUCCUCAUGUCCGAGAGGAACCAGCUGGACACUUUCGCUGAGUUUGAGGUAAUGACAGUGCGUCUGGUGGACGAGAUCCUGUCCUACAUCGACAUCUAUGGACUGCAUAUUGCUAAGAUCAGUUUCAUUGGUCACUCUCUUGGAAACAUCAUCAUCCGCUCGGCGCUGUCACAGCCACAACUCGCCCACCUGUUGCCAAAACUGUACACCUUUCUGUCUCUGUCCGGCCCUCAUCUUGGAUCUAUAUACAAUACGAGCGGUCUCGUCAAUAUGGGAAUGUGGUUCAUGCAGAAAUGGAAAAAGUCUGGGUCCCUGCUUCAGCUGAGUAUGAAGGACCAGCCUGACCCGCGCCAGUCCUUCCUCUACAAGCUCAGCUGCAAGCCAGUCCUCCAACAUUUCAAGCAUGUGCUGCUAGUUGGUUCCAAUCAAGACCGUUACGUGCCCUAUCAUUCAUCACGCAUUGAAUAUUGCAAAGCUGCUCAGCGGGAUGGCGGACUCAUGGGGUCGGUGUACAAGGAGAUGGUGGAGAACACCCUCAAGCCAGUGGUGGACAACCCAGGAUGUAAGCUGAUCCGCUACGAUGUGUUCCAUGCACUGUCCAGUACCGCCAACACCAUCAUUGGACGUGCUGCCCACAUUGCUGUCUUGGACUCCGAGCUCUUCAUUGAGAAGUUCUUGACUGUUGCAGGUCUCAAAUACUUCAAAUAAGUGGCUCUGAAGGAGAGUCAGAAAUGGCUAGUUAAUUAAUACGAGGCUGGUGCCCCGUAAAGACAUCAAAUCUGUGAGGCUGUAAAGACAUAAAGUGAUGGCAGUUUAUAACAAGAUGGCAUCUACAGAUGACAAUCCCAACAAGUUGAGAGAUUUGUUCUGUACUUAUAUAUUUACAUUUAUUUUUACUGAAUAUUUGACUCUGUUAUAUUAGAAUUUUGUGAUACUGAUGACAUUUUAUAGACAUUCUAUACGCAUGCUUUACUCCAUGGAUAUCAAAGGUCCAGAAACACCAGGAAACCUGUGAGUGCUUGCUGGAGAUGAGAAAAACCUUCGAAUAUUAUUCCUGGCGUUCCCAAAGACUGGAACAUUGCUGAAAGUGUAAGAGAAACACCUCACUCAUUCUCAGAGCAGGAUCAGGUCUCUGUGGUGGCUCAAGACUUGACAGUAUUCAUUCUGCAGGUUGUGUUCAUUUUAUCUCUUAAGAUCAUUUAGAUGAAGGCAGCCAUAUUUGUUCUGAGAUCUAUUGAUCUACAAUAAGAAAGUUCAUUACAGCUUGUAAAGUUUUUGUCAAGAUGUUUGUUUCAAUGAAAUGCUGGACGUUCCAUCACCCUGUUACAUAUGUACUCUCUACAUAACCACUGUCUGGCUGAAGGUAGCACUGUAGUUCCACAUACAUGACUCUCUGGUGGUAUUACGUCAUCAGAUAGCUGCCUUGACCUUGGUACCUCACAUGACCUUGGCAUCCCAUGUUCAACUCUCCAGCUCUGGGUUCAGUCAUAUAGCAAAGGUCUAGUUCACUGUUAUUUCAGAAACGUAUUAUAGAAGCAGCAAGGACAAUAACAAGAUAUCUCAGUAUGUAUUACCUGGAAGCAUACCAGUUUCUUUCUAUCACUGCAAUCAAGUUAUUGUAUUCCGUGUUUCAAACUGAAGCAUCACAAGUCAACAAAGAAAAUUGCACCCAAAAAUACUGAUCACUAGUUUACAGCAAGGCUUAUUUUAACAGAAAAUACAAUUGUAAGUGAUCAUAUUUGAUAAUCUUUCAUGGGAGUAUUAUCUUUUUAGACCGAGUUUGUAAUCUCACCUGAAUCAAACAAUGUAGGAAGAUAUUCUUCAUGUUCAAUCAAACAACAAUGCAUGAUUCAAUGCAGAAAGAGGUAUUGGUGUUGGACGUAUUGUCCAUGGAUGUCCGUCUGUGUGUUGGGUGUCUGUUCAACAUCCACAUCAAAGGGAGUGUAUUUUUUAUUAUAUUUCCUGUAGUUUAAUAUGACAAAUUAGUAUCAUAUUCACUCAAGAAUAGGAACAUUACAUCAUAGGUAAUCAGAAUCCUAGUAGACAACUCCUGACUGGUUGCCACGACAACAAGUCAAAGGGUUGGCUCGGUGGGAUGGAGAGGCAGUGAUGUAGGGGUGGGAUGUGAUGAU